Messenger RNA from Larimichthys crocea (large yellow croaker), 4070 nucleotides. It is a transcript of the gene rab22a, whose product is annotated as RAB22A, member RAS oncogene family. The record is from RefSeq and is a predicted model, not a curated record. Lineage: Eukaryota; Metazoa; Chordata; Actinopteri; Sciaenidae. The coding region runs from base 333 to 917 and encodes 194 amino acids. Gene Ontology annotation, molecular function: GTP binding; GTPase activity. The transcript is spliced from 7 exons.
AGAGAGAAAGACGAAACAAUCACGUGACCGCACGCCGUAAUUCAAGAUGGAGACUGAGCUGAAAAGGUGGCUACACUGUGAGCUAGUUAGCUGUUUGCAGUGAUCACAAUAUGGCAAAUACGACGGACUACCGCACGUUUUAACGCCGACAGAGAGACUUGUUCAUCUGACAGCUUUGGACCACCAUGAAGUAAAAGUUGUUGUGUUUAAAUAUAGACCACCUGAAGAAUAUUCAAAGAUAGGAGAGGUAGCCCAGAGGAGAAAACUGUCAAUGGUCAUCAACAUAAACUCAUUUUGAGAGAGAGAGAGAGAGAGAGAGAGAGGGGAUCGAUAUGGCGCUGAGAGAGUUAAAAGUUUGUCUCCUGGGGGACACUGGCGUUGGAAAGUCAAGUAUCGUUUGGAGAUUUGUGGAAGACAGCUUUGACCCAAACAUCAACCCAACAAUUGGGGCGUCCUUCAUGACCAAGACAGUGCAAUACCAAAACGAGCUGCACAAGUUCCUGAUCUGGGACACGGCAGGACAAGAGCGGUUUCGUGCUCUAGCACCAAUGUACUACAGAGGUUCCGCUGCGGCCAUCAUUGUUUAUGACAUCACGAAAGAGGAAUCCUUCCAAACACUGAAGAACUGGGUAAAGGAGCUGCGCCAGCAUGGUCCUCCUAAUAUCGUGGUCGCUAUCGCUGGCAACAAAUGUGACCUGUCAGACGCCAGGGAAGUCCCAGAGAAGGAUGCCAAGGACUAUGCUGACUCCAUCCAUGCCAUCUUUGUAGAAACCAGUGCCAAGAAUGCCAUUAACAUCAACGAGGUGUUUAUAGAGAUAAGUAAGCGCAUCCCCAUUGUAGAUGCAGCAGGAUCAACUUCAGGAAAAGGUUUCAAACUGGGACGGCAGGCCUCAGAGUCUCGCAGGACGUGCUGCUGAUAAUGCCGGUGACUGUCCCCACAUGAGCUGUGACCUGACCCUUUGCUUAACCUCUGUAUUCCCGGCCUGCUUCAGCUUGCAGCCACCACACACCCUCAGACACUCUUCAGUCCUUGACGCCGGGGUGCAGCAUUGCCAAACUGACCGAUGUAGCACAUGCAUUUCCAACUACAGCAAAUCAUCAUAUAUCGUCUGAAAAUUGCUGGCAGGAGAAUGCCUGAAUUCAUACAUUGAUGAGUAAGUGAAGGACCCUCAUAUAUACAGUUUUACUGGCUCCUAUUAUGGACAUCAAGACUAUUUUUGGUGUAUAUUAUAGCCCUAGGUUGAUCAGAGGAACUUUACAGCGACAGAUUCAUGGAUUCGGAAGUCAUUCAUGUAAAUUUGUACAAAUAUAUUGUCUUUCAACCAAAACAUGAACUGAAAAUGGUCAAAUUUAACCAAAUCAUUUUGAUAGCACUUAAGUUAUUGCCUUUUGUUUGUUUGAGGGGAUCUCUCCCCAAACAUUCACAGCUUUGUGAAGGAUCCAUCUAUACUGCCAAUGUGUGUAAUCACUGAUUUAUCAUCAGAUUCUGAUGAAAGAGGUUAUGGUAGUCAUUAGUUCUUGUUUCUCAUCUCAAUCUUUGCUUUGUGGAAGGAUAUUUGGAGAGAUGCUGGUGAUUCACAGUCUAGCAAGAAGGAUUGUGCGUGCUAAAUUUGCAUUUUAUUGCGUGAUUGCUGUUUUCAUCAAGAUGUUUCAUCAAGGCAAAAUACCAAGUGGGUGUUUUGAUGUAAAUUUGCAAUCACGUUGUCAAAAAUGCAGAAAUGGUACUUCCUCACAUUUAAAGGAAUAGUUCAACAUUUUCGGAGAUAUGCCUAGGGUAAGAAUAUCAGUACCAUCUAAGCGUGAACUUUGUUCUUCUCUCUUUGGCUUGUGAGGAUAUUUCGAUCGUUACUUGCUGCUGAGAGUGACAACAAACGGUUGCAAAAUCUCAUCUGUGUGAUUACAACUGUACAGUCCAGUGCUUUAAUCAGGGCUGAAAACGCUGAGUCUAAGUGUAUUAUUAUACGAUAACAGUCCCAGUUGCUCACACAUGCAACACACCUCUACUUUUUAUUUACUGAAAAGGUAUUAACUGAAUAUGAAGUUCCCUGUUGUGCACAUGGCAUCAUGCCAUUUGUCUCACAGUAUUACUUUAGUGUAAUUUUUCUCUAAUCAUCUUCUUUCCAAUGCUUUACUGUUACUUGGCAACAGUUUUACAGGGUAGGCUGAUAUCUGUGAGCUCUUACCAAAUUCUUUAAUUGUCCCAUAAACAUUUUUCAUCUUUUUUUUUUUUUUUUUUUUAAUAAUCACCACAAGCUCACACAUGCAUUGUUUUACUACCUGGCCUGCAAUGAAAACAAUAUGAUCUGGAAACUAGAGAUCAUUUACAGGAAACUCAGAUUUUACAGCUUAAAUUUCCCCUUCGCAGAACGCUAAAUAUGCUGAAUUAAACGUGGCACUGUGUCAACUUGCUGACCCCUUAAUGAACCUUAGUCUCCUUUCUGCUCUGAAUUACUGUAUGUGCUUAUGUUCCAAGGGCUGCUUUUCUGAUUUUCCUUUUCUCCCAACUCUCUUUUUUUCUUCAUUCUUUUCAAUUCCAGGCACCUAUUGCAGGUCCAGCUUUCAUUCUGCUUCAAACAAAUAUGGGUUACUAUACAACAGAGCUAUAUCAUCCUUGUGAAAAUCCUGACUCCGCUGUGAUCCUGUCCCUGUGAUCCCAUGUUACAGUAUGCUGUGUUGUGCUGCAGUAGUUUCAUUUACCUCUUCUAUCAGCCUAAUUGAUCCUCAGUAGCAGUUGACUCAUGAGCCCCUACAGACUUAUUGAGUCAGUGUAAUUUCAUGCUUGUCUGUAUCUCUUGAGUCCGUUUAGCCCCAAAAACCUCUUUGCAAAGUUGCCAAAAAAAUACAGAUGUGGGCUCAACUGGACUGCAUUUAUAAAUUUGGAUGGUGUGCUUUUCUGUCAGCGCAAGCCACUUUAUUUGCCUUUAAGCAUCUUAAAUGCAUCUGUUAUCGAUGAGUUGUGUGCUACGCAGUGCUGUCAAUGUCUUCAGGAUUUUCUAGAGUGCAAUAGUUGUUAUUAUGACAAAGGUUUUAAAAAAAUGUGAUCUAAUCCAAGAAAUCAGUUACAGAGUGAAACACUCACACAGUAGAGCGCACACUCAUUCAGAAAAUGUGAUCUGACUCCCUACAGUCUCACGCAGAUAAUGACAGGUUUAUAUUGACCUCAUUUUAUGUGGCGGUUUUUGCUCAUACGUAGUUCAUCAAUAUGAGCAGUGUGAAGGGGCCGAGCAAAUCCCUUGAAAACCAGAGAGGCAUUCUAGGUCAAAACUUAAACUUGGUUUUUGAUUCAUGCUGCUGUCUUCGAUGAUUCGCCAUACUGCACUACAACAUAAUGCUAACUCGAGCAAGUAUUUAAUAUAGCUUCAGCAAUUAUUAUCAAAAAGGGAAUCACUCUGGUACUUUGAAAGCUGCACUUUGACUAUUUCUAUUAACUGGCCCUUAUUACUGACUAACACUCUGUCUGCAGUCUGUUAUUAUCUCUGUGAAAUAACUUGAUGAAACGUUCAUGUAAAGACUUCUUAAUGUCCCUCCAUGUUAUUUUUAGGUUUUGACUGUUUGCUCAGUUCUCAAUGCUACGAAGAACACAGCGGCAAACAUUGUCAAAGCCAUUUUACUACACACGUAAUUAACCUUUUUUUUAUUGUCGAUGUAAUAUAGUGAUUUAAAAUGCUAAUCACGUAAAUGCUUAAAAAUAUAUGAAGUUUGAUAAUGACACAGAAGGCAUGGAUAGAAAUUGUAUGCCAGUUUUGCAUUGAAAAAUACCAAUAGUCUUGGGCUGGCCCUGGGAAUGUGAUUAAUCUAUAAUAUGUAUAUUUUUCAGUGUAGAUAUAUACCAUCAAAUUGCACACAAAUCAAUAACUAUAUUCUAUUCUAAGCCAGUUGUGUGAACACAAUAGAUGUCACCGUUUGCAGUAAUUCCAUCAGCAUUGUAGUUACCAUAUUUAGCUUUUUACUAUGUUUCAUAUUGAUUGUAACAAAAUGCCUGAAGACACUUGUUUGCAGUGGAUUUCCAAAUGUGUAUUAAAAAAAAGGGAAUUGUCAAUUUGUUUACUAAUAAAAGAUUGACAGAAAUA